This is a messenger RNA of Galdieria sulphuraria, 345 nucleotides long. RefSeq lists its product as uncharacterized. The transcript is spliced from 2 exons. The record is from RefSeq and is a predicted model, not a curated record. Bases 56 to 265 code for a protein of 69 amino acids. Lineage: Eukaryota; Rhodophyta; Bangiophyceae; Galdieriales; Galdieriaceae.
GGAAUUUUCAAGAUUCACUGUCCUUGGACAAGCCUACGAAUCCUUACAUAUAAAGAUGAAGCAACUCGGGCUGCUCUCCAAAACAAUACAAAAAAGUUCCUUCUUAAUACAAGUUUGUUCUUCAAUGUUAAGAAAUUCGGGGAAUAAAACAGAUGGAAACGUGUAUCAUUACUUGGAAAAAGAAAUUGAGCGUUACAUAUGUUUGGAGAAGAGCAACAUCGACUCCAGUAGACACUCUACAAAGGUGAUCAGAAAGUUCUGUUAGUGGUUGUUGCAAAUCACUUUUUUAACUGUUCCUUUCUUUAUGAAGCCCCUCGUACUUUGAAUAAAAAAGGCCAAAUGAUC